Messenger RNA from Ustilago hordei, 576 nucleotides. RefSeq lists its product as uncharacterized. The record is from RefSeq and is a predicted model, not a curated record. The transcript has a single exon. NCBI's taxonomy places the organism in Eukaryota, Fungi, Basidiomycota, Ustilaginomycetes, Ustilaginales, Ustilaginaceae. The coding region runs from base 1 to 576 and encodes 191 amino acids.
AUGUACUGCCUCCGGUGGUGGAUACCACUGUUCCUGCUUCCCUUUCCCAAGACAUCCCCACUCUUCCUCAUCCUCUUCCUCGUCUCGUUUGCAAUGCACUCUCAACCAUGCAUGUACUGCGCCCUGAUACUGACCGGCCUAUUCAGCACAUCCUCCGACUGGUACGGCCCCAGCUCCACCAUUGUGCCGCUCAGUGGAAUCAACACUACAGCAUCAACAGCGGCUUCCAACUCUUCACAGCCUCGUCCGAGCUACGGCUGGCUCGACUUCGGACUGUCCGGUGGCAACGGCUUCUUCAGCCCACUCCACAGACCUUGCUCUGGACCUGCUGGGAACAUUGCAACAGAGCUAAGCUCAUCACUCUAUCGCCUCUCGCUGCCCUGGUCGGAAAGGCAUGUGACAAUCCCAAAGCGCUUCUACUUUGGUCUAGGCAAGCAUCAAGGCCUUGGUGUGUGGAUCGAUCUUGGCAGCGAUAUGGGCAAUUCCUCACCUCACUCACAAGCAACACAAAAGUUGGCAGCUGAGUCGGUUUCUCCGCCACCUCAAACGGCUGCCCACAAGCAUAUUGAGCUAUGA